GUCAUAUGUGGUGGACGGAAGUUGGCGCACACCGUCACGCGACCUUCUGUCUGAAAGAACUAAAUAUGCGAGGAGAAAUUAGUGCAUUUAUUUACUUUAUUUAGCCCCAUCAUGUUUCGUGGCACGUUGGCGAUAUGUGGAAGAACUGUUGUUAAAAGAUUCAUCUCUUCUGUCUCUGGAGAGAGCGCACUUCCAUCAAAUCUGCGACUUCCUUCUAAUCUCAUCGGAGUCCCGCGAGAAAAAAGGCCUCCUCCAUCCGGCUCUGAACACCCUUUGCUGCGCAGAUGUGAGGCUGACAUUCCAGCUCACCUGGCACCGUCUCAGACAUGGCUUCAUUCUUUAAACAGUUGUGACGGUGAACCCCUUGGUGUGGUUGACCUCCACCCUGAUGUCUUCUCCGUACCUGUCAGGUUGGAUAUUCUUCAUGCUGUUGAGGUCUGGCAACGAAAUUUCAAAAGAAUAAGCCAUGCAAAGGUCAAGUCUAGAGCUGAGGUCAGUGGUGGCGGCAGAAAACCAUGGAAACAGAAAGGAAGUGGUCGGGCACGCCAAGGAAGCAUUCGUGCUCCACAUUGGAGGGGAGGAGGAGUAGCCCAUGGUCCACGUGGACCAACCAGCUAUUAUUACAUGCUACCGAUGAAAGUGCGAGUUCAAGGUUUGAAAAUUGCCCUGACUUCCAAGCUGGCACAGGAUUACCUUCAUAUUGUGGACUCGUUGGAGAUUCCCACUCCGGACCCUGCCUACCUACUGGAUCUGAUCAAAAACAGACAGCUGGGGGAAUCUGUUCUCAUUGUCGAUGUAGGUGAUGAAUUUCCUCAGAACGUUCUUAAAGCCACUGAAAAUUUGAAGACAGUGAAUGUCAUUCCAGCCAUAGGUCUAAACGUCCACAGCAUCCUAAAACACGAGAGUCUUGUUCUCACACUGGAGACUGUCAAAUUUCUAGAAAAUAAGCUUCUUUGGCAUGAUGUGCGUUACUCUCCCCUCUAUCCUUUUAAACUGCCCUACAGUGACCUGCCGUAAACAAAACACAGACCUUUUUCAAAUGUAUUAAAAAUGUUUAUUUCAUUGAAACAAUG
This is a messenger RNA of Triplophysa dalaica, 1073 nucleotides long. It is a transcript of the gene mrpl4, whose product is annotated as mitochondrial ribosomal protein L4. Gene Ontology annotation, biological process: translation. The transcript is spliced from 9 exons. Gene Ontology annotation, cellular component: ribosome. Gene Ontology annotation, molecular function: structural constituent of ribosome. Lineage: Eukaryota; Metazoa; Chordata; Actinopteri; Cypriniformes; Nemacheilidae. The coding region runs from base 112 to 1017 and encodes 301 amino acids. The record is from RefSeq and is a predicted model, not a curated record.